AUGAAGAUGCAGAUCCCAACAACAACACUUGCUCUUUUUCUUCUCUUCUCACUCAACUCUCUUCUUCUCUCAUCAUCCUUCAUUCAAGGUUUUCAGCCAUUGCCGGCACCAAGCUCCAGUGAUGAUCACGACUUCCGAUCUCCUCUGUCGCCACCCACGCUUCCGCCUGUGGCUGCCGACGGUGGUGCUGAUGGGUCUCCUUCCGGCGAGCCCGUUCCCCCGUCGCAGGUGGUGAUUGGGAAGUGGCAUCAAGGUUCUCCAGGUGCUCCGGCGCCGAUAUCGGAAAAUGGGGUUGUCGGCAGUGGAAAUGAGAGCUCCGGAGAGGUGGCACCGAGUUCUCCGGCGACGGAUGACGGCGGCGUGAGGUGGUGCGCGGUGAGGGACGAAGUGGAGGAGUGUCGGUUCUUUGUUAGUGUCAUUAACCAGAUAAUGGGUUACACCUGGAAAUGUGUCCAAAGAGACAAAGCCCAAGGUUGCGUGGAGUCAAUUAAGAAAGGAGAAGCAGAUUUGGUGAACUUAGAAGCAGGGCUUGCAUACUAUGCAUUCAUCAAUCAUUCAAUGAAAGCCAUAGCCAAUGAGAUCUAUUGUGAUCAUUCCAAUACCUAUGAAGCUGUUGCAGUUGUAAACAGAAGGGCAUGUGAGAACAAUGUAAAGAUCACUUUAAUGGAUUUCAAAGGCCACAAGUCUUGCCAUGGAGGUUACUCCACAGCAGCUGGAUGGAACUACCCCAUCAACUACAUUAAAAAAUUUAUUAACAAUGAAAAACUGAGUGACAAGGAAAUUGCAACUAGUUUCUUCUCUGAUGUAUGUGCUCCUUCAGAGGUUGAAGGUUUUGAUAUAUGCAAUGCAUGCAGAAAAGAGAAUGAAACUUGCCAUGAAAUAGGUUUGUACUCUGGUCACUCAGGAGCUUUUAGGUGCCUUAUAGAGGAAUUGGGAGACAUUGCUUUUGUUAAGGGUGAUACUGCCUUACUCUAUUCAAUGGAGGGGCCUCAUAGCCAAUUAUGGUCAACAAAGUCUGUUAGGGACUUCAUGUACCUUUGUCCUCAAGGGGGAUGCAGAGAAAUCAAUGGUUAUCCUGGAGAUUGCUCCUUUGGAGCUGUUCCUGCAAAUGUGAUAAUGGCACAUAACUCAAUGCCCAACAAGAAGAAAAAACAUGUUCUAGAAACAUUGAUGAAUACUAGUUUGGUGGAUACUCUUUAUGCCUCAAAUGAUGUUCGCAGCCACUUAUUUAGUCCAAGUACCCAAGGAAUAGCCAUGAUUGAAAAGGCCACAAGGUUAUAUCUGGGGAAAUCAGCUUCAAUCUCACAAAGCAUACAAAAAUUAAAUGCUCCAGAAGCCAGAGUCACCUCAUACGCAGCAGACAAUGGUUCAGAUGAAUCGUCUUCAUCUUCAUGCAUUUGCUGUUCACAACUAAUGGCUAUGCUCUCACUCCUGAUGUUACAAUUAUUACUUGGAAUACUCACUCCCAAGUAG
Abrus precatorius (Indian licorice) is the source of this 1473-nucleotide messenger RNA. RefSeq names its product serotransferrin-like. Gene Ontology annotation, cellular component: plasma membrane; recycling endosome; early endosome. The record is from RefSeq and is a predicted model, not a curated record. The transcript is spliced from 7 exons. NCBI's taxonomy places the organism in Eukaryota, Viridiplantae, Streptophyta, Magnoliopsida, Fabales, Fabaceae. Gene Ontology annotation, biological process: iron ion transport. Bases 1 to 1473 code for a protein of 490 amino acids.